AUGUUUGCUGCUGCAAGGCGUGAUUUCAGCAAUAAUGGAAAGAUUCGAGGUGCUUGGUUAGCGUUUCGACGUGCUGCAAAUGUUGCUCAGAUGCUCGGACUCCAUCGUGAAAUUCCAGCUCUAGCUAGAACCACUGAGUUUGGACGCCGAGCUAAGUUAAUCUGGAGAAGCAUCAUCGGUGUUGACGUUAAAUUUUCUCUCCUUCUGGGCGUGCAUGGAGCAAUCUCCAGUACUGCUGAAGGUCUUGAAGUCCAACAGAUCCCACUUGUCAGAGUAGCCAAUUUAAUUGUCGAGCGGAAUCAGACUUUCACGAAAGUUACACCAGCCAUGAUCAGAAAGACACAAGAGAUCGACGAAAUACUUGCACUGAUUUUACCUCCCGAGCUUCAAUCACCUGAUGGACUACCUGAAGGCAAAUGCCAUGAACGAUUCUACUGUUUCCAGUUGCUCCACUGCCGCUUAACAUACUAUCAACACAAAGCUUGGUUACACCUGCCUCUCUUGUUGGACGCGAGUGCUGAAAACCCACAUCUUUAUCAUCGACGAGCCUGUCUCGAAGCCUGCCGCCAUCUUAUAGAUUGCUAUAUAAAUCUCCGACUCGUCACUCAAAAUGGAUGCGACUCAAAGAUUUUUGACUUCGAAGCCUUCACAGCAGCAAUGACAAUUGUCAUCAAUUCAGUCGGGCCUUUCGGCCAACGAGAUAUCGAGCAAGACGGGUGGGAUGCCCUUGAAAGUGUCGUGGCUGUCCUAGAGCGAUUAUACAAAACGCUAGAGCGACUAUCAAAAGCGGUCCCUCCAGAUGAUGUUGCUAGUCGGGCUUUGAAUGUUCUUUUAACUCUUCGAGGAAUCUCCGAGGGAAGAGAAUUUCCUGAACUUGCGGUACCGAGUGAAUCUCCGGAUGAUCUUGGUCGACCUAGUCGCAUCCAGCUUGAUCUUCCGUAUUUCGGUACAAUUUUUCUUGAGCGUCGCACCUGGGCCGAGAAAACAACCCAAUCUCGGCACUUCCCCUGCAAUCUUAACAACACUUUCCAUAUUCCGUCACCUACCGUGAGCGAUACAACUCCUGGGGUAUAUGCUCCGCCAAAUUCGUGGAUCAAUACGAUUUUGGACCCACGGUAUGCACGCGAUCAGGUUCCGAAAACCGCGCAGUGGGCAGGUCCCGACAUGGCAUAUGACCCACCUGCUGAGUUUUGGGCUAUGAACGCCGACUUCACAUUCCAACUGCAACCUCCAUAUCUCAAUGAGUUCGAUAUCGACUGGAGCAAUUGUGAUUUUGGGUUGCUUUGA
This is a messenger RNA of Penicillium soppii, 1287 nucleotides long. RefSeq names its product fungal specific transcription factor domain-containing protein. Lineage: Eukaryota; Fungi; Ascomycota; Eurotiomycetes; Eurotiales; Aspergillaceae. The record is from RefSeq and is a predicted model, not a curated record. The transcript has a single exon. The coding region runs from base 1 to 1287 and encodes 428 amino acids.